AGAUUUAAAUCUUUUGUUUUGACGUUACGCAGAGGAAGAUGACAUGACCCCCUCAAAGACAUAUCAUCAGUAGGUGCUCACAUGUAAACACAGACUUGGUCUCCUCUUGCCACCAAUGUUUACCUCUGAAACUUUUCCAUCUCUCUACACGAAGACCCAUUUGGGCCUAUCAGGUCAUUAGAUCAGGUAAUCCACUUGUGGCUCUGUGCUUUGAUUAUGUGAUCACACCAAGGGACUAAAGACUAAAGCAGCUUCAGCCACAGUCCAGGAUGCAACACAGCAAAGGACUUUUUAAAUACUCACAUGAACUGAAAGCUGACACUCAAAUAACCUGGGAAGUGGUGACUGGAUAAAGAAGGCGACUGCGAACAGUCAUGGGAUGUGGCGUCACAAAGUCCAACCAUCUCCACAAACACACCACAUCCAGUGGAAGAGCUGUCACAACCAUAAGAGCUGCCAUCCUGAUUCAGCGAUGGUACCGUCAGUACGUCGCCCGCAGAGAGAUGAGGCGGAGAUACACCUGGCACAUCUUCCAGUCCAUCGAAUACUCCGGAGAGCAGGCCCAGAUCAAGCUUUAUAAUUUCCUCGGCUACCUCAUGGACAAUUUCACACCAUCGAGCAAUGAACGAAAUUUGAUCUCGCACAUCUUCAGGGAGAAUGAGGUCUGCCGGGAUGCAGAGUGGGAGAGGUACUUCUGCUACAAGAACAUCGAGGUGCCGGAGAUUUACUCGGGACCUCAUCUCACCUUUCCUCUGACGGUAGAGGAAGCAGUCGGUCUGGUGGAGGCUUUCAGGAAUAAGAAACAGUUGCACUCACGCUACGUCCUUCAGCUCCUCUUGGAGACGUGGAAACUGCUCCGCAUGUUGCCAAAUAUCAACCGUAUCUCCACCUGCCACAGCAAAGAAAUCACGAUUUGUGGUGAUUUGCACGGACAGCUGGAAGACCUGCUGCUGAUUUUCUAUAAGAACGGCAUGCCGUCCUUAGAGAAGCCCUAUGUGUUUAAUGGAGACUUUGUAGACAGAGGCAGGGACUCUAUUGAGAUCCUCCUCAUCUUGUUUGCAUUCCUGCUCGUUUACCCGAGUAAUGUCUACCUGAACAGAGGAAAUCACGAGGACCACAUAGUCAACCUCAGGUACGGCUUCACCAAGGAGGUGUUGAAUAAGUACAAGAUGCACGGGAAGAGGAUCCUGAAGCUGCUGCAGAAGAUUUUCAGCUGGUUGCCAUUAGCAACAGUGAUCGACCAGAAGGUGCUGGUCCUGCACGGAGGGAUCUCUGACUCCACGGACCUCGGUGUCCUCGCCAGAGCUGACAGACACAUUUACAUCUCGGCUCUGAGACCUCCGAAGAAGAGACACCACAGUUUGGCGGGAAUAUCCAUCGACUCGGACACAGAUGUGGACACCGCAGCCAUCAGCAGGGUCUUCCAGCGUCGGGCCUCUUUCACAUAUCCCAAACCCCUGGGAACCCGAGAUUGCUUCCAAAAUCGCUCGCUGCAGGACUUCUCGGAUCGGAUCAGAGUGAACAUGGAGAACCAGCUGGAGCUCAGCAGGAGGGAAGAGCCAACUCUGAACGCCCAGAUCAACAAACCAGAGCAAGAAUCUCUGUUUUUGUCCACCGACUCUGUCAGCAGUGACACCACCGUGGAUGAGUGGAAACAGAUCCUGGACCUGCUGUGGAGUGACCCGAUGACUCAGGAUGGAUGCAUACCCAACGAGGUGAGGGGUGGAGGCUGCUACUGGGGCCCUGAUGUCACCGAGGACUUCCUAAACAGACAUAAUCUGCAGCUCAUCAUUCGCUCCCAUGAGUGCAAACAGGAGGGCUAUGAGUUCUGCCACAACCGUAAGGUCCUCACUCUGUUCUCUGCCUCCAAUUACUAUGAUGUGGGGAGCAACAGGGGGGCUUACGUGAAGCUGGGCCCUGACCUUGUGCCUUAUUUGAUUCAAUAUCAGGCCAGCAGCAUGACCAGAGAGCUCACUGUGAGACAGAGUGUCGGGCGAACCGAGCGCUCAGCUCUCAGAGUCCUGCGGGAGCAGCUGUUUGCGCACAAGUCUGACCUCCUCUGUGCCUUCAGAAAGUUUGACAGCGAGAACACAGGUCUGGUUUCUCUGAACGACUGGGCCUCUGCAGUGGAGAGUGUGAUGCAUCUGGAUCUGCCCUGGAGGAUGCUUCGCUCUCAGCUGGUCACCUGCAAGAACAGCGAAGGCACGAUAGACUACUACGAGUGGUUCAACGAGCUUGCCAUCACAGGAUCCAAAACAGAUCAUAUUGACCAGAGUCUGCUGGAAACGCUGUAUCGCCACCGCUCCACUUUGGAGACAAUCUUCAGGAUUGUAGACACAGACAACUCAGGGUUCAUCAGCAUGCAGGACUUCCGUCAGACCUGGAAGCUGCUGAGCGUCUACCUGAAAAUGGAGAUCACCGACGAGGCCAUCUCCGACCUGGCCAUCACAAUUGACAGCAACCAUGACGGCAGCAUCGACAUUGACGAGUUCAUGGAGGCCUUCCGGCUCACGGACAAGAAGAGCCGGCUGGAACGAGGACGCAGCAUGUUCAUGGGCACGACCUCCGACCUCACCAAGCUGGAGGGAGAUCCCAACAUUUGAUGAAAAAGCGUGUUAAACAGAUAGCUCGGCGUCCAGCAGAGGGGAGGAGAGGGCGAUGCAGCCAACGCAAGCUGCUUUUAAUGACGCACAUAAAGAUGCAGGAUGAUGCUGAGCAACAGCCGCCUGGAUCACAGGGGAUUAGGAGGAGGUUAGAGGUCAGGGUGUUUGACAGCGAAUGCUCAUUUGAAGCGGAGGAAGUGUGGGCAAAAUGCAGCAGCUUGAGCAACUCACGUCUCCUUUAUAUUCUUAAAAUAGUUCAAAACUGAAAAACAAAAGGCAGAAAAUAACAUAGAAAAUAACAAUUUUAUAAAAUGCAAAAAUGGGUGAUUUUUGCAUUUUAUAUUCACUAAAUAUACUUUUAACAGCUUCAAAUGUGACUCAUGUCAACAUAAAAAGAUUCUCACACUCCAGAUGUGUUAAAAUGGACAAUGUAAUGAUCCUGCUCGGAUGAUUAACAGUUAAAACUGAGUCAAAGAGCAUUAUGAUGGGAAGGAGCACAGACACAAGAAUCCUUCAAAUAUAUGAAGAAAUGUGUUAAAUAUAUUAAAAGUGCUUGCCAAAGGUUUUUGGGAGGUAGCUUAUUGCCAUUAUUUUUAACAGCAUCUACAUAUUUUUUAUGAAUUUGUUGGAUGUGGUGAAGAGGUAUUUUAAGAAAAGGAGGAAGAUAGGGUAACACAUCUUAUGGAUGGAUGUUAUCUCAUGGUGGUGCCAGCUGAGAACGAGACAGAAUCUGGAUGGUAGGGAACAGUUACCAUAUGAUUGGGAAAGAACAGAGUCAAUAGAUGAGUCUUGGAGAGUAAAAAGGGGAAGGAGGAAGUGGAGAUCAAGUGUACUGGUACAAGUUAUUAAAGAACAAGAGAGCUGCAGUAACCACAGCGGGAUAAGGUUAUUGGAGACCAUGAAGAUGUGGGAAAGAAUUGACUGUGGGGUGACUGUCAGUGAUUUUUGCUUUGAGGGUGUUGAUGGAGUUGUAUAGAGGAGGUCAGAAGGAGUUGCAUCUAGGAGGAAUCCUGGAGAAAUGUUUUUAAAUAUCUGCAACUUACUGGUGCCUUAGCAGUAGGAGCACUUGAAGUAAAGUGUAGUGUGGACUGAUAAUGUUUUCUGUGGGAUUGCUCCUCCUGUCGGGCAGCAAAUGAGCCCUCAACCUGUCCAGAAUGGAGAACUCAUGAUUUUAUUCAUUUGACUUAUAGGAUGUAUAUCUACCUCCAGUUUCUGAAGUUUAAAGGUGUAGUCUGAGAAUUUGGGAGAUAUGCUUAUUAUGUUAUCUCAGCUGAGCAUAAAGACAGGAAAUGGAAAGAAACAGCUCGCCUGCUCUCUCUAAAAGGAAACCAAAGUCACCUAAAUUCACCCUAAAAACACACUGUGUAAUGCCAAAGCUGAGUUUGGUCAUAAUUUUGUACGUUAUGACAUCAUCGCUACAUGGUCGCAGAAUAACCAGUUACUAAGACUACUAACAUGUUAAAUUCAAAGUAGUGUAAUGUUACUUUAUCAAAUGUAACAUUUUUACAUUGUAAGUGUAACAUAUACACAACAUUGUUUUGUAACACUGCGGUGACUCAGUGUGGCUUAGAAAUAAGUAACUUGAUAUUUCAGCAGAUGUAAGAUGAUAUCUGUGUGGGUGAUAUCUUCUGAAGAUCAGUAACGCAUUUGUUUCUUUUAUACACUGUAAAAGAUAAACAUUUCUAGGCCUGUUGCAGAUGGGAGUAAUUUAUUUCAUCGAUGAGAUUAAAAGUAAGAAAUGCGGCACUCGGUGAAUCCUGAAAUGAAUCCUGAAUUACAGGAAAAUUCUACAACAGCAAAUAUGGCGUCAGAAACUUAACUUCCAGGGAGGAAAAAGCUUUUUAAGGAAAGCUUUUUAAGCUGUUUUAAUCAGAUUGGACUGCUGAUUGUAUACAUGUAGUUUUUAAUCCUGCCACUACCAUUAAAAUUGAAGCUCAUUUAAAUUUUGCAUUGCAAUAACUGCAUAAACAGGUGCCCAGAGGCAUUUCAAGACAACUGUUGAGCCCUGAGAGAGCAUACAGAGCAGCUGUUUUCAAUCUUUAUGGUAAGCUGAGCUAAGCAUCUAAAUCAUUUAAAUGAUUGAUCAUUUUAACAGUAAAUUCAACAUUUUGCAGGAUGAAGGCGUGAUGUAUUUUUUAGUUAAAUCUGUUGUUCCACAUUUCUGAGUAUUAUCUAUUGCAACAAAAAGAGUCAGUGAGUCAGUAUGAAUGUGAAUUUUACUGUCUUUUCUUCUAGUAUGUUGACCAUGUUAAACCUUUCCUGUAAAUAAAAAAGUGUGUCAUGUCUUA
This is a messenger RNA of Oreochromis niloticus (Nile tilapia), 4891 nucleotides long. It is a transcript of the gene ppef2a, whose product is annotated as protein phosphatase with EF-hand domain 2a. Gene Ontology annotation, biological process: detection of stimulus involved in sensory perception; negative regulation of MAPK cascade. Gene Ontology annotation, molecular function: iron ion binding; Hsp90 protein binding; manganese ion binding. Bases 375 to 2603 code for a protein of 742 amino acids. The record is from RefSeq and is a predicted model, not a curated record. NCBI's taxonomy places the organism in Eukaryota, Metazoa, Chordata, Actinopteri, Cichliformes, Cichlidae. The transcript is spliced from 20 exons.